AUGAUGUGGGGGAAGAGAAGCGACGAGGACGAGACAGAAGAGAACCUGACGGUGAGAGGAGGGAGAAGGGAGGGUGUGGGAAGGAGAAGUGUGUUAUGGUGGGGAGAGCAUUACGUGGUGAUGGAAACGACACGGAGGAUGAGAUCGGGGGAUACAGCGGUGCCCAAGUCGACAACAAUACCCCAAGCCAAGGCAGAGGAGCGGCUGGUGGAUCACGACCAGGAUCCUCGCAUCGUGUUGGUAAGGGCGAGGUUCCAAGGUGCGGAAAGGAUGCACGCGAGGGCAUCGGGAUCUCCCGUAGAUCAAGGGGAGGGCCUGUUGGAGGUUCCGGUGACCUCUCUAGGAUCAGCGGGUUGUGGUAUGUCUUCGACGGCAAGGAUGUGGCGCUCGACGACGAGGACAUGCGUCGAGCAUGAGUGUGGGGCAUCGUCAGACCAGGAUGAAUUGCCAGAGGUAAUUCAGGCAAGGACGGGCAGCAAAGAACGUCGAGCUUGGCAGUGGCGGGCUGUUGGGGUUAAGGAGGGUGUUGGUUCGGCGGGAACCCUAGGGGGUACGUCGGUUGCUUCCUCCACAAGGUAA
Messenger RNA from Arabis nemorensis, 579 nucleotides. The record is from the annotation of a GenBank genome assembly. NCBI's taxonomy places the organism in Eukaryota, Viridiplantae, Streptophyta, Magnoliopsida, Brassicales, Brassicaceae.